AUGUAUGUUGAACGUUUUUUACAACGAACAAUUCCAACAACCAUUGCUCCUUUUUCCAAAUCACAUAUCCUUCCAGUAUCACGUAUCGGUAUACGUUUUUUGAAAACCAAACCUUCUACACGUAAUUCCUCAGCAGAUAAAACAAAUUCUUCCACAAGAAAAACUCCAGCAAACAAAACUGGUGAUGUAAUUCCACCUACAGCUCCUCCUUUUGUUUAUAAACCUCCUGCAUUAGGUGUUAACCCUGCUUAUGAUGAGGCACUUAAAUAUAUUGCUGAAGACAAAGCAAAAAAAUAUCAGGAGAUCGAAGAGAUCGAGCAAAUCAUAAAAAUGAAAAUUAAUCAAGGAGUUCACCCUAAUGAUGAAUCAAUAAAAGAAUUCGAAAAAGAAAUAUACGAUUUAGCGGUUUACGCUGAAGCGAAUGAUCCCGAAAUUCGAUGGAAUUUUGAACACGGGAAAAUCGACAUGACUAAACCAAUAUAUCGAUUUUUACGAGAGAAACAAUGGAAGAAUGGCUAUAACCAACAUUUAAUGGAACGUAUAAAUCAAAUGUUUGUUGUUCCAGACGUCUUCCCUCUUGUAAAGAAUCUUACAAUUGAUCUUCAAUUUAAAUUCGAGAGUGACAUAGUGGAACCCGGAAUUUUUCUGAAACCUAUAAACACUAUAGAUCCUCCAACUAUGAUAAUGACUAAUUACCAUGUAGAUACACGACUUUACACGCUUUUUAUGGUCGAUCCAGAUAUGCCGGAUGUGACGCAAAAGACUUUUAAGACAGAAUGGCACUGGUUGGUAAUUAAUAUUCCCCUUAUGGCUACAAAAAAUGAUAUGUCCGGAGGUGAAACUCUUUUACCCUACGUGCCACCACAUCCACCUAAAGGAACAAAAUAUCAUCGAUAUACUUUUGGUGUUUAUGAACAAACUCAAGGUAAAAUUGAAAAAGAAGAUUUAGAUCUUUCUAUAGAACAUCCUCAAUUGGUAGAACAAUAUCAAUUGAAAUUAUGUGGAACUUCAUUCUUCCGUGAGAUAUGGGAUGAGACCGUUAGUGAUAUUUAUAGAGAUAUUUUAAAAAUUCGUGAACCUAUUUAUGCUAAGCCACCUAAAGAGGAUCCUUAUCUCGAAGUGGCUACUGGAAAGAAACGAUCAGCGAAAUAUUUAGAAACUUUAAAUGAUCAACUUUUCGUAAAAGAUAAGUUCGAUGAUAAUAGUGUAUAA
This is a messenger RNA of Diversispora eburnea, 1212 nucleotides long. The record is from the annotation of a GenBank genome assembly. NCBI's taxonomy places the organism in Eukaryota, Fungi, Glomeromycota, Glomeromycetes, Diversisporales, Diversisporaceae.